CGUCACAACAAGCGUCGAACGUUGCAACCAAAACAACGAAUUUCCGACGUUCUUUUUACAAACUUUGGUUUUAUUAUUUUUAAAAUUGUAUUUUUCAAUUAUUAUUUUUUUUUAUUACUUUUUAAAAUAUAAAAUAAUUAAAUUGCGAAAUAGAUUAUUAUAAUACCUAUUAUACAAAAUGACAAAUAAAAUGUGUUGUAGCUCGUGUAGUGUUGAGACCGGGUCGUUAGUGUUUGCUAUCUUUAGUUGUGUUUUAUUUUGCAUCGCAAGUCUCCUGGGCAUAGGAAUUACGUUGUACUCAGUAUAUGUCCACAUUUCGAGCGUGGUCCAUAGUCGCACAACAUUUUUUGGCCCUUUUGCGCCUUUUACUAUGAUACUGCUGACCACAUUGGCUAUAAUAACUUUCGUAUUCACAAGUAUCCUGUGGUGGGGAGUCCAUAAGAGGAAAGCCGAAUACGUGAAGAUAUACUUCGGGUAUGGAAUAGUGGUGCUGGUACUGUGUCUGGCGUCUUCAGUAAGUUUCAGCAUGUUCUUCUGGCAGGAUGAGGGAGAUGGCGGCGAGACAUUUUUUAGAAUAUCCAGUGUCGUUAUGAUAUUUGUGUCACUGUUAUUCUCUCUUGCCUUAGUCAUGAUCCGUGCCACAUAUAAGAAGUUUGAGCAACAAUCAACGCCAUAUAAUAAUCAAUACAGACACACGGAAUUACUCGACGAGAAAUGUUAAUUAAAAUCAUAUUAAUUCUCUUAAUAUAGUUUUCUAUUGACCUAUAAUCUAAGUCUCUGAAGCAUUUAUAUUAUAUUUUAUAUAUCUACUCAAAAACAAUAAAUACUUUUGUAUAAUAA
Molecule: messenger RNA, 840 nt
Organism: Pectinophora gossypiella (pink bollworm)
Lineage: Eukaryota; Metazoa; Arthropoda; Insecta; Lepidoptera; Gelechiidae
Exons: 4
Coding region: 179-721 (180 amino acids)
Source: RefSeq, a predicted model, not a curated record